UACUCAGUGCUGUCUGAGGCCCUGGGAAAAGCUGGCCCAGGAAGGACACUAGGGGCCUCUGCUGGGAUUCCAGGUCCUCCUAGCAUGAGGAGAUGCCUGUAGAAUCCACCUGGGCCAGGGUCCCACGAUAGGACCCAGAGGGGGCAGGGAGCCCAGGUGGAAACAGACAGGGAGGCUGGGCUUCAUCCAAAAGCCCAGAUACAGAAGAAGGCAGAGAGCUCUGUCUGGAUGCGGGACUGCAGGCCAGAGGGGUGCUGGGCAGCCCCCCAGGCUGGGGGUAGGUGAGGCAGGGCCAGAUUGGUUGCUGUCCUGCUUUGCAGCCCAGAAGAGGCCCCUUCCCUCUCUGGGCCAGUCCAAGGACAAUCAGGGAUUCAGACCCAGGCUUCAGGCCUCGGGAAACAAUGGGGCCCUUGAAGUUCCUCCCCGAGCAUUGUGCUUGGUGGUGAGAGGUGGCCCUGGGUCAGGCCCAAGCUCAGCAGGGCACACACCCUCAGGAGGGCCAGUGUCCAGUCAGCUGGCAAGUGCAAGAGCUCAACUCGCAUUUCCUGGCCUGAAAAAGGUCGCCUCCCCUGCCCCUAUGACCAACAUGAGCUGGAGCUUCCUGACGCGGCUGCUGGAGGAAAUCCACAACCACUCCACGUUCGUGGGCAAGGUGUGGCUCACAGUGCUGGUGGUCUUCCGCAUCGUGCUUACAGCCGUGGGCGGAGAGUCCAUCUACUCGGACGAGCAAACCAAGUUCAUGUGCAACACGCGGCAGCCCGGCUGUGACAACGUGUGUUACGACGCCUUUGCGCCCCUGUCCCACGUGCGCUUCUGGGUCUUCCAGAUCGUGGUCAUCUCCACGCCCUCUGUCAUGUACCUGGGCUAUGCCGUGCACCGACUUGCCCGCGCCUCGCAAGACGAGCACCGCCGCGCACCCCGUCGCCGCCCCGGCCGCCGUGCGCCCCUACCUCUGGCCCCGCCGCCGCAUCCCGGCUGGCCCGACGCCGCCGGCCUGGGCGAGGAGGAGCCCAUGCUGGGCCUGGGCGAGGAUGAUGAGGAACCAGGGCCGGCCGAGGGCCUGGGCGAGGAGGACGAGGCCGAGGACGCGGUCAAGGACGUCAAGGCAGCCGGAACCCUGGGCCCCGCCGGCCAGCACGACGGGCGGAGGCGCAUCCAGCGCGAGGGCCUAAUGCGUGUCUACGUGGCACAGCUGGUGGCGCGGGCCGCUUUCGAGGUGGCCUUCCUAGUAGGUCAGUACCUGCUGUACGGCUUCGAAGUGCCACCCUUCUUUCCAUGCAGCCGCCAGCCCUGCCCGCACGUGGUUGACUGCUUCGUGUCGCGGCCCACCGAGAAGACUGUUUUCCUGCUGGUCAUGUACGUGGUCAGCUGCCUCUGCCUGCUGCUUAACCUCUGCGAGAUGGCGCACCUGGGCCUGGGCAGCGCUCAGGACGCCGUGCGCUGCCGCCGGGUGCCGCCCUCCGCUUCCGGCCCAGUGCUUCGCUCACCGCCCUGCGCGCUGCCGGCCGCGCCGGCCAGCCUGGCCUGCCCGCCAGACUACAGUCUCGUGGUGCGCGCAGCCGAGCGCGCGCGCGCCCACGACCAGGACCUAGCCAGCCUGGCGCUGCAGGCUCUGCGGAACGGGCACGCGCUCGGGGACCGCGACAGCCCGCUCUGUCCAGGUCUCCCAGAGGCCGCCCGGGGGCCCCCGCACGCCGGUGCUCCCGCCUCUGGGUCGGGCAGCGCCACGUCUGGGGGCACCGGCGGGGGCCAGGGUCGGCCAGGCGUCAAGCCCAGGGCGGGCUCGGAGAAGGGCAGUGCCAGCAGCAGGGAGGGGAAGACGACCGUGUGGAUCUGAGGUCCGCCGCGCUGCUCGCCGUCCUCCCUCAACACUUAGGCUCAGGGUGGGGGUCGGGGGGAGGCUGGGGUCUGGACGCGCUAGGGCGCAGAGAGCAGCCCGCCUGCUCCAGCUCUUCUUCUCCCUUUCCCUUCUCCUCCGGGGAGGGGCGGGACAGGGAAGGGCACCACCUGAGGGCCCACGCUGUCCAGGGUAGGAUGUAGAAGAGGGGCCUGGGAACAAGGAAGGGUCGCCAGCCCGGAUUCUGAACCCCGCGGGGUGGGCACGCCUGUGGCUGGGGCUGCUCCGAGUUCCAGCCCCUCAUGGACUUGGGCAGAGGCCAGGGACUUGGGGUGGGCGGGGCCACGCCCCCUCAAGGCUCUGUGCGGGCUUGGCGCGGCCCCGUUGCUCUGGGACGUACUUGAAGUUCUGCAAAGGUGUCGGCCCACCCUGAAGGAUUUGGCCUUGUCCUUGCUGGGAACCGGCCCGGAGGCCUCUCUGGGCUCCUGCCUCCUCCCCAAUUCAGGCACAGCCUCAAAAGCAAAGGGAGUAAAAUAAAGCAAAUUUCUUUACA
This is a messenger RNA of Manis javanica (Malayan pangolin), 2390 nucleotides long. RefSeq names its product gap junction protein gamma 2 (gene GJC2). Gene Ontology annotation, cellular component: connexin complex. The record is from RefSeq and is a predicted model, not a curated record. Gene Ontology annotation, molecular function: gap junction channel activity. NCBI's taxonomy places the organism in Eukaryota, Metazoa, Chordata, Mammalia, Pholidota, Manidae. Gene Ontology annotation, biological process: cell-cell signaling.